Schistosoma rodhaini is the source of this 1242-nucleotide messenger RNA. The record is from the annotation of a GenBank genome assembly. Lineage: Eukaryota; Metazoa; Platyhelminthes; Trematoda; Strigeidida; Schistosomatidae.
AUGGUCGUCUCUGUACACAAGUGUGGACAGCCAUAUUGCCUAUUCCCCGUGGAAGAAGGGAUGCAAUGUGACGAUUGUAAGAAGUGGUUUCAUAAAAUGUGCACCCGCUUAAGCCCUGCUGCUUAUAAAAGGUGCUCGAAACCCAAUUCUCAUUGGCUCUGUAUGUUUUGUUGCUCAAGUAAGACAUUACUCAUACAGGAAGCCAUCAGCCUUCUAGCGUUAGCUAAAAAGGCCGACGUAGGCCGUGCCGGCAACAUGGAUACUGAUAAUGAAGAUUGUAUCAGUGUCGUAAAUGCUGCCAUGGCAGGUACCAGACACCCAAUUUCGCAACAGGAAGCAACAAUUUGUACUCCGGUACAACCAAUGAAAGCCAUGCCAUUAAGUACUGAGGGACCAGUCGCUUUAGCAGCGACUGAGGACCCGGCUAGAACCACUAUCGUCCAGAAUAGUUCCAAUCUGGAUGCUGAGAAUAGUGGCAAAUGGAUUACGCGGAAACGCAAAAGAGACGGAAAAACACCCAAAGAAAGCGCGCGUAUAGUCGGUAAGUCAUCGUUGGACUCACGUCCUGAGCAUCAGGCAACUCCGCUCAAGUCCAUACGUAAGGAAAUAAUUAAUACUGUUGUGGAUGGAAAUAGUCUAACUUCACCAAAUGUUGUUGGGAGUAACUCGCUUGACCCACAUGACACUGUCAUAACGAAAGCUAAUAGCAAGAAGCCGGUAGCUAACCGGCAGGAUCUGACAUCACGGUCAAAGGCCGUGAACACGACGUUUAAGGCAGUUAAACAGAUGCCUAGUGUAAUCAUCUGGAACUUGGCAGAAUCGAAAGACACUGAUCCCGCUAAGAGACAUGCCCACGACCUGCAGUUAGUGGGAUCUCUCAUCAGAAAUAUACUGCCAGAAGAGGUCCCAGGGGUACAUAUCUCGAAAGUCAUCAGACUUGGUAAGUAUGUUGGAGACGAAACCCAACAGAGAAGGAUCCUCAAAUUAGUACUCGGUAAUUUUGAGGAACGGGACGUAUUACUAAAUAACUCACGCAAAACUCGUGACUCAAACAUUCGUAUUCGACCUGACUGGCCACUUGAGGAUCGGAUCAAGUGGAAGAAUGCCCUAACAGAGUUAAAAACUCGAAGGCUAAACGGUGAAGCGAACCUUACGAUUAAGGGUUUUCGGGUAGUCAGGUCUUGGAAGCCAAUGCUUCCGAGACCUGUGUGGGUAGAACGCAUGUCUCCAAAAACACCCUAA